CUGAGGGGGGAGGGAGGUGCUGAGUCGCGUCCUGCCUUGCUCGGCUUCCGCGAGCCGCCGAGAGCCGUGCCCUGCGCUCCGCUGCGGCGCAGGGUUGACACCGGAGCGAGCGCGGGCCCCAGCCGUUGGCACCGGCGGGGCGCGGCGGACCCCGGCCCUAGGAGGAGGACCAGGAGGGCGCGGAGGCGCUCGUGUCCCCAUCGACCAGCCGGGGUCCUGGCCACUGCGCGCGGCACGUGCGGCGACCCGCCCUGUGCGCCAUGCGCCGGCCGCGGCUCCCCAGCGCCGCCCUUUAGCGCCGCGGCGGCCGAGCGACCCCGGGCCGGCCCCGCGGGCCCCUCGGGCAUGGAGCCGCACGUGCUCGGCGCCGUCCUCUACUGGCUGCUGCUGCCCUUCGCGCUCCUGGCUGCCUGCCUCUUCCGCGUCAACGCGCUCUCGCUGGUCUACCUGCUCUUUCUGUUGCUGCUGCCCUGGUUCCCGGGCCCCUCCCGGCACAGCAUCCAAGGUCACACUGGCCGCCUCCUCCGAGUCCUGCUGGGCUUCAGCCUCCUCUUCCUGGCAGCCCACCUCACCUUCCAGAUAUGCCUGCAUACCAUGCCCCACCUGGACCAGCUUCUGGGGCCGAGCUGCAGCACCUGGGACACCAUCUCCCGACACAUAGGGGUCACGAGGCUGGACCUGAAGGACGUGCCCAGCGCCAUCCGCCUGGUGGCCCCCGACCUGGGUGUCCUGGCGGCCUCCUCCUUGUGCCUUGGCGUCUGCAGGCGCCGCACGCAGAUGGCCCGGCGGAGCCAGCGCGCCCAGGAGCUGCAGGACGAUGAUGAUGGGGAUGUGGACGCCGGCUCCCUGGUGGGGCUGCAGGAAGCCCCUGCACUGCCCCGCAAGCGGAGAUCGUGGCUGGCCGCCCGGUUCCGGAUCACAGCCCACUGGCUGCUGGUGGCCGCUGGGCGGACUCUGGCCGUAGUGCUGCUCGCGCUGGCAGGCAUCGCCCACCCCUCAGCCUUCUCCAGUGUCUACUUCCUGCUCUUCCUGACCAUCUGCACCUGGUGGGCCUGCCACUUUCCCAUCAGCCCCCUGGGCUUCAGUGCACUCUGUGUCAUGGUGGGCUGCUUUGGCACCGGCCAUCUCCUCUGCCUCUACUGCUACCAGACGCCCCUCGCCCAGUCCAUGCUCCCACCUGCCAGCAUCUGGGCCAGGGUGUUCGGUCUCAAGGACUUCGUGGCCCCCGCCAACUGCUCCAGCCCCAACGUGCUGGUCCUCAACACCAGCCACGACUGGCCCGUCUACGUGAGCCCCGGCAUCUUGCUGCUCCUCUGCUACACCGUGACCGCGCUCCUGAAGCUCCGAGUGCGCCAGCCUGCGGACUGGGGGAAGGAGGCGGCCGGGGACGACGAGGAGCGAGAGGUGGAGCUGACCGAGGUGGACCGCUGGCCCCAGGGUCAGGCCAGGGCUGCAGCCACCAAGGAGGAGGAGGCCACCCAGCACACGAUGCCCGUGCCCGUGCCGCCGGACCCUGAGGACAACUGCAUCGUGCACGACCUCACGGGCCACAGCGCUGUCCAGCAGCGGCCCUCGCACCCCAGGCUGACUGGGCUUAAGGAGACGUCUCCGUUGCACGGCCUGGGCCACCUCAUCAUGGACCAGAGCUACGUCUGUGCCCUCAUUGCCAUGAUGGUGUGGAGCAUCACGUAUCACAGCUGGCUGACCUUCGUGCUGCUGCUCUGGGCCUGUCUCAUCUGGACCGUACGCAGCCGCCACCAGAUGGCCAUGCUCUGCUCGCCGUUCAUCCUGCUCUACGGGCUGGCGCUCUGCACCCUGCGCUACGUGUGGGCCAUGGACCUGCAGCCCGAGCUGCCCACCGCCCUGGGCCCCGUCAGCCUGCGCCAGCUGGGGCUGGAGCACACCCGCUACCCCUGCCUGGACCUGGGCGCCAUGCUGCUGUGCACCCUGACCUUCUGGCUCCUGCUGCGCCAGUUUGUGAAGGAGAAGCUGCUGAAGAGGGUGCGGGACCCCGUGGCGCUGAUGGAGGUCACCGUGGCCGCCACAGAGCCCGUGCGGACGCGGACGCUGCUGCGGAGCCUGGGGGAGCUGGUCAGGGGCGUGUACGCCAAGUACUGGGUCUACGUGUGCGCCGGCAUGUUCGUCGUGGUCAGCUUCGCCGGCCGCCUUGUCGUGUACAAGAUCGUCUACAUGCUCCUCUUCCUGCUCUGCCUCACCCUCUUCCAGGUCUACUACAGCCUGUGGCGGAAGCUGCUCAAGGCAUUCUGGUGGCUGGUGGUGGCCUACACCAUGCUGGUGCUGGUGGCCGUCUACACCUUCCAGUUCCAGGACUUCCCCGCCUACUGGCGCAACCUGACCGGCCUCACGGAUGAGCAGCUGGGGGACCUGGGCCUGGAGCAGUUCAGCGUGUCCGAGCUCUUCUCCAGCAUCCUGGUGCCUGGCUUCUUCCUGCUCGCCUGCAUCCUGCAGCUGCACUACUUCCACAGGCCCUUCAUGCAGCUCACCGACCCCGAGCACCGCCCCCCGCCCAGCGCCCGCACCCUGCGCGGGGCUCACAGGCAGGACACGGUGAGCGGGACCCCCCUGCUGCAGCAAGAGGAAGAGGAGGCGGCACCCAGAGACGAGGGGCUGGGCGUGGCCGGCCCCCACCAGGCCAUACAGGUCCCGGAGGCCAGCAAGUGGGGCCUGGUGGCGGAGCGGCUACUGGACCUGGCCGCCGGCUUCUCGGACGGCCUCACCCGCACGCAAGUGCUCACACGGCGCCUGCUGGAGCUGCACGUCUUUAAGCUAGUGGCCCUGUACACCGUGUGGGUGGCCCUGGAGGAGGUGUCGGUGCUGAACUUCCUGCUGGUCGUGCUCUGGGCCUUCGCCCUGCCCUACCCCCGCUUCCGGCCCAUGGCCUCCUGCCUGGCCACCGUGUGGACCUGUGUCAUCAUCGUGUGCAAGAUGCUGUACCAGCUGAAGGUCGUCAGCCCCCACGAGUACGCCAGCAACUGCACCGAGCCCUUUCCCAACAGCACGAACCUGCAGAAGACGGAGAUCCACGAGUCCUUGCUGUACCGGGGACCCAUCGACCCCGCCAACUGGUUUGGGGUGCGGAAGGGCUUCCCGAACCUGGGCUACAUCCAAAACCACCUGCAGAUCCUGCUGCUGCUGGUGUUCGAGGCCGUGGUGUACCGGUGCCAGGACUACCACCGCCGCCGGCACCAGCUGGCCCCGCUGCCGGCCCAGGCCGUCUGCGCCGACGGCACCCGCCAGCGGCUGGACCGCGACCUGCCCAGCUGCCUCAAGUACUUCGUCAACUUCUUCUUCUACAAAUUUGGGCUGGAGAUCUGCUUCCUGAUGGCCGUGAACGUGAUCGGGCAGCGCAUGAACUUCAUGGUCAUCCUGCACGGCUGCUGGCUGGUGGCCAUCCUCACCCGCCGGCGCCGUGAGGCCAUCGCCCGCCUCUGGCCCAACUACUGCCUCUUCCUGGCGCUCUUCCUGCUCUACCAGUACCUGCUGUGCCUGGGCAUCCCCCCCGCCCUGUGCAUCGACUACCCGUGGCGCUGGAGCCGGGCUGUCCCCGUGAACUCUGCCCUGAUCCGGUGGCUCUACCUGCCUGACUUCUUCAGUGCCCCCAACGCCACCAACCUCAUCAGUGACGUCCUCCUGCUGCUCUGCGCCGCCCAGCAGCGGCAGGUGUUCCUGGCCGAGCGCACGGAGGAGUGGCAGCUCAUGGCAGGCGUUAACACUGACCGCCUGGAGCCGCUGCAGGGGGAGCCCAACCCCGUGCCCAACUUCAUCCACUGCAGGUCCUACCUCGACACGCUGAAGGUGGCCGUCUUCCGCUACCUCUUCUGGCUGGUGCUGGUGGUGGUGUUCGUCACGGGCGCCACGCGCGUCAGCAUCUUCGGGCUGGGCUACCUGCUGGCCUGCUUCUACCUGCUGCUGUUUGGCACCAGCCUGCAGCAGAAGGACACGCGCGCCCGCCUCGUGCUGUGGGACUGCCUCAUUCUCUACAACGUCACCGUCAUCGUCUCCAAGAACAUGCUCUCGCUGCUGUCCUGCGUCUUCGUGGAGCAGAUGCAGAGCAGCUUCUGCUGGGUCAUCCAGCUCUUCAGCCUCGUGUGCACGGUCAAAGGCUACUACAACCCCAAGGAGAUGCUGGGCCGCGACCAGGACUGCCUGCUGCCGGUGGAGGAGGCGGGCGUCCUGUGGGACAGCGUCUGCUUCCUGUUCCUGCUGCUGCAGCGCCGCGUCUUCCUCAGCUACUACUUCUUGCACGUCCGGGCCGAGCUCCGCGCCACUGCCCUGCAGGCCUCCAGGGGCUUUGCCCUCUACAACGCUGCCAACCUCAAGACCAUCGAGCUCCACCGCAGGGCGGAGGAGAAGUCGCUGGCCCAGCUAAAAAGACAGAUGGAGCGCAUCCGGGCCAAGCAGGAGAAGCACAGGCAGGGCCGGGCCGGCCGUGGCCACCUUCAGGGCUCCCUGGACCCCAGCCAGGAGCCAGGGCCCGGCAGUCCAGGGGGCUCCUCCUCGCCACGGCCACAGUGGUGGCGGCCCUGGCUGGACCACGCCACAGUCGUCCACUCCGGGGACUACUUCCUGUUCGAGUCCGACAGCGAGGAGGAGGAGGAGGCCCAGCCUGAGGACCCCCGGCCGUCAGCACAGAGUGCCUUCCAGAUGGCGUACCAGGUGUGGGUGACCAACGCCCAGACGGUGCUGCACCAGCAGCGGCGGGAGCGGGCAGAGCAGCUGCCCACAGGAGGCGACCCAGGCCAGGAGGCAGAGCUGGCGGAGGGCUUGGAGGAUGAGGUGGCCGGUGAGUUGGCCCGAGGGCUAGGGGCCGGGGGGCUGGGGGUCUCCCAGCAGGCAGGCGUCCCUCCAGCGCCCUCCCGCCCCGCCCCCGCCGCAGGCCGCAGCCACGUGAUGCAGCGCGCGCUGAGCGCCAUGCAGCUCCUGUGGGUGCUGGGCCAGGCGCUGGCGGACGGGCUGCUGCGCUGGCUGCACGACUUCACGCGGCACCACCGCGCCACGAGCGACGUGCUGCGCGCGGAACGCUACCUGCUCACGCAGGAGCUGCUGCGGGGUGGAGAGGUGCGGCGGGACGUGCUGGACCAGCUGUACGCCAGCGAAGCUGAAAUGAUCCGUGAUGCGCUGAGCACACCAUCGAGCGGGCUGGGGGCGGAGGAGCCACUGAGCAGCGUGACCGAGGACAUCAGCAGCCCCCUGAGCACCAGCUACGACACCCACAGCAGCAGCGAGGAGAUGGUCGCCGAGCCCGGGGCUUCGCUGCACGGCUCCCGGGAGCUUCCCGCCGGCGGCCGCGCCAGAACGCGCACAGCCAGUGAGCUGCUCCUGGACAGGUGCCUGCACAUCCCGGAGCUGGAGGAAGCUGAGCGGUUCGCGGCAGGGCAGGGCCGCGCGCUGCGGCUGCUGGAGGCCGUGUACCAGUGCGUGGCCGCCCACUCGGAGCUGCUCUGCUACUUCGUCAUCGUCCUCAACCACAUGGUCACCGCCUCGACCGCCUCCCUGGUGCUGCCCGUGCUGGUCUUCCUGUGGGCCACGCUGUCCAUCCCACGGCCCAGCAAGCGCUUCUGGAUGACAGCCAUUGUUUUCACCGAGGUCACAGUGGUCGCCAAGUACCUGUUCCAGUUUGGCUUCUUCCCCUGGAACAGCCACGCCGUGCUGCGGCGCUACGAAAACAAGCCCUACUUCCCGCCACGCAUCCUGGGCCUGGAGAAGAGCGACAGCUACGUCAAGUACGACCUGCUGCAGCUCAUGGUGCUCUUCUUCCACCGCGCCCAGCUGCUGUGCUACGGCCUCUGGGACCACGACGAGGACCCUCUCUUGAAGGAGCGUGACAGGGGUGGUGGGAAGGACAAGGGGGCUGAGGAGGAGCCGGCCCUGCUGGGACCCCACGGGGAGCCAGGGGCGGCCAGGGCCCCCACUGAGGACGACAUCCCGGUGGAAGCAAAGGACUCGCCCCCAGAGCCCCGUGACGAGAGGCGCGUCAGCCUGCAUCUCAGGAGGAGGAGGAAGGAGAGCACAGAACCCAGAGGACGGGCAGCCACUGGCUCUCUCAGCAGCGGCUGCUCCCCCACAGAAGGUGAGGACGGCAAGGAGGUGGGAGCGGAGGCGGCGGCUGCAGAGAGCGAGAAGAGGCGGAGCCGGCCCCGCGAAAGAGUGAGGGCCCUGGGGCUCCGGCUGCAGAGCUUUUGCCUGUCUCUGGCCCGGAGCACGUACUGGCCGGUGCGGCGCUUCUUCCACGACAUCCUGCACACUCAGUACCGGGCGGCCACCGACGUCUACGCCCUCAUGUUCCUGGCCGACGUCGUCGACUUCGUCAUCAUCAUCUUCGGAUUCUGGGCCUUUGGGAAGCACUCGGCGGCCACAGACAUCACGUCCUCCCUGUCGGACGACCAGGUGCCGGAGGCCUUCCUGGUCAUGUUGCUGAUCCAGUUCGGCACCAUGGUCGUGGACCGCGCCCUCUACCUGCGCAAGGCCGUGCUGGGCAAGCUGGCCUUCCAGGUCGUCCUGGUGCUGGCCGUGCACCUCUGGAUGUUCUUCAUCCUGCCCGCUGUCACCGAGCGGAUGUUCAGCCAGAACGCGGUGGCCCAGCUGUGGUACUUCGUCAAAUGCAUCUACUUCGCCCUGUCUGCCUACCAGAUCCGCUGCGGCUACCCCACCCGCAUCCUCGGCAACUUCCUCACCAAGAAGUACAACCACCUGAACCUCUUCCUCUUCCAGGGGUUCCGGCUGGUGCCGUUCCUGGUGGAGCUGCGGGCUGUGAUGGACUGGGUGUGGACGGACACCACGCUGUCCCUGUCCAACUGGAUGUGCGUGGAGGACAUCUAUGCCAACAUCUUCAUCAUCAAGUGCAGCCGAGAGACAGAAAAGCGAUACCCACAGCCCAAGGGGCAGAAGAAGAAGAAGAUCGUCAAGUACGGCAUGGGCGGCCUCAUCAUCCUGUUCCUCGUGGCCAUCAUCUGGUUCCCGCUGCUCUUCAUGUCCCUCGUGCGGUCCGUGGUCGGCGUCGUCAACCAGCCCACUGACGUCACCGUCACCCUCAAGCUGGGUGGCUACGAGCCCCUGUUCACCAUGAGCGCCCAGCAGCCGUCCAUCGUGCCCUUCACGCACCAGGCCUACGAGGAGCUGUCCAAGCAGUUUGACCCUCACCCGCUGGCCAUGCAGUUCAUCAGCCAGUAUGGCCCCGAGGACAUCGUCACGGCGCAGAUCGAGGGGAGCUCCGGGGCGCUUUGGCGCAUCAGCCCGCCAAGCCGGGCGCAGAUGAAACGGGAGCUGUAUAACGGCACCGCCGACAUCACUCUGCGCUUCACCUGGAACUUCCAGAGGGACCUGGCCAAGGGCGGCACGGUGGAGUACACCAACGAGAAGCACACCCUGGGCCUGGCCCCCAACAGCACCGCCCGGAGGCAGCUGGCCAGCCUGCUGGAGGGCACCUCGGACCAGUCCGUGGUCAUCCCCCACCUCUUCCCCAAGUACAUCCGUGCCCCCAACGGGCCUGAAGCCAACCCCGUGAAGCAGCUGCAGCCCAACGAGGAGGCCGAUUACCUCGGCGUGCGCGUCCAGCUGCGCAGGGAGCGAGUGGGCUCGGGGGCAGCCGGCCUCCUCGAGUGGUGGGUCAUCGAGCUGCAGGACUGCCAGGCUGACUGCAACCUGCUGCCCAUGGUCAUCUUCAGCGACAAGGUCAGCCCGCCCAGCCUGGGCUUCCUGGCCGGCUACGGCAUCAUGGGGCUGUACGUGUCCAUCGUGCUGGUCAUCGGCAAGUUCGUGCGCGGCUUCUUCAGCGAGAUCUCGCACUCCAUCAUGUUUGAGGAGCUGCCGUGCGUGGACCGCAUCCUCAAGCUCUGCCAGGACAUCUUCCUGGUGCGGGAGACGCGGGAGCUGGAGCUGGAGGAGGAGCUGUACGCCAAACUCAUCUUCCUGUACCGCUCGCCUGAGACCAUGAUCAAGUGGACGCGCGACAAGGACUAGGGCCGCUGGCGGCGGGGGCGGAGCCUCAUCCCAGCCCCCGGGCCCUGAUGCCGCUGUCACCGGAAGCUGCGGCCCCCAGCCCGGCACAGCACUGCUGUCUCUUCCCGCCCUCCCUGCAGGGCCCGGCGGCCCGGCGCCCCCUCCCCACUCGUACUGUAGAGUUUUCUAAUUAAAACCUUUUUAUUUAUACAGA
Balaenoptera musculus (blue whale) is the source of this 8173-nucleotide messenger RNA. It is a transcript of the gene PIEZO1, whose product is annotated as piezo type mechanosensitive ion channel component 1. Gene Ontology annotation, molecular function: mechanosensitive monoatomic ion channel activity; monoatomic cation channel activity. Bases 346 to 7980 code for a protein of 2544 amino acids. Lineage: Eukaryota; Metazoa; Chordata; Mammalia; Artiodactyla; Balaenopteridae. Gene Ontology annotation, biological process: cellular response to mechanical stimulus; detection of mechanical stimulus; regulation of membrane potential. The record is from RefSeq and is a predicted model, not a curated record. The transcript is spliced from 50 exons. Gene Ontology annotation, cellular component: plasma membrane; endoplasmic reticulum.